Messenger RNA from Dendronephthya gigantea, 5051 nucleotides. Its product is annotated as von Willebrand factor A domain-containing protein 3B-like. The transcript has 36 exons. The coding region runs from base 97 to 4776 and encodes 1559 amino acids. Lineage: Eukaryota; Metazoa; Cnidaria; Anthozoa; Malacalcyonacea; Nephtheidae. The record is from RefSeq and is a predicted model, not a curated record.
AGAUGGAAGCUAUUCAUACAACAUACUUCAAAUAUUGAGAUGAAAACAUUAACGUGACAUUUCUCUGAGACUCCGACAUCACUAUAGAAAAUAACAAUGCCAAAACUAAGGAAUGCAAACUCACCAUCUUUAUCACCACUCAAGCAAGGUACCUGGAAACAAUAUGAUUCAAGCAGGGGAAAUCCAAAGCAAUGGCCACCUGAUGUCAACAUGCUGUUAUCCACAUCUCGUUGGCUUGAACUCUUUGGUCUUCAGAAGUACAAACUUGAACUUAAACAGAUAUUAUCCUCAAUUGGUUUUAAGCACAGUGAAGAAUAUGUGAAGUCUUUGCAGAAACCAGUCACUGCAAGUUAUUCAAGAGGAAUGUUUCCGCAAUAUGCUUGUGAAGAUGGAACUAAAUAUAAUCUGUUAGGAUCCUUAGAGAAAUUGAAAGAAUUAGAAACACAGCUGCAACGAGUUAUCGAAUUUUAUAAAGAAAGACUGGAAUGGCUCACCACGUCAAGUCGUCUUAUGUUUGGUGUCAUCCAAGAGCAGUUUGUCACUGUAGUUCUUGAUUUGCAUUGUUCAACGGAGGCUGAACUGGAUCUUGUAAAAUAUGCUUUGUUCAGUUUGGUCAAGGAACAGUUGAUGUACGUGACGAGAUUUAAUUUUAUCGGUUGCUCCAAAUAUCCGAUAAAAUGGCAAAGACGUUCUGUUGAUGUUUCUCAAGAAAGCAUAGAAGAGGUUUUGGAUUGGAUCUAUGAAUUACCAUUUGAUCGAGCGCACGAUGAAAUAUGUACCAUCGAAGCUUUGGUUGAAGCUACUGAGGACGAGGUUGAGAGCAUUUAUCUAUGUACUGAUGGUACAUGUCUUGGUAAUGGAAAUGACAAAUUGAGAAGAAAAAUAGAAGAUCUACUGAUUCCCAUCCAUAUUAUUGCUAUGAAGUGUAAUUCACCUUCGACCUUGCAUCUGUUACGAGAGGCUCUCAGACCCAAUGAAGGAAGAUUUCACAAGUUUUCCUUCAGCAAUAAUGAUUAUAGUAACGGAACAUCCAUGCGUACUUAUGUGGAUUGUGAAAUAGGUAGCUUAUCGACUUUGUCGAUUGUGGAUCGUAGCAAAAUGCAAGCAAAAUUGGAGGUUGGAAAAUGCCAAGAUGUAAUCGAAUUGAGAGAAGAAUUGAGUAAAGCUAGAGAAAAUGUGGCGGAGGUUAAAGCGAUACAGUUGUAUAUUACUCAACAAAAGCUCGCCGUAAGAGAACCUUCCCCAGAGAUGAAAGAGAGCAACGCAUCUCCGAAAGAGAAAACUGGGAGUGAACUCUACAUGGGGUCAAAGGAAUGGCUAACGAAACACAGUUUACAUGCAAAGAAAAUUGGGUUUUAUGAUGUGCUGCAAAACAUAGCCUUCAGACAUUGUGAUGGUGUGAUUGACGUUCCUAAUCACCUUAGUGACGAUGGUACAAUGCCUAUUGUGAAGUCAAAGCUGGUAGAUGCUAAAUAUUGUGAACAAUUUGCUCAUGUCAGGUGGAAAGAUGGCGAUGUCCGUCAUGUUCACAUUAGUGGCGAGGUUCACAGAAAUUAUGAACGAAGGGUAACGGCUGCCUUAGAGUCUUUUAAAAAGAGAAUACAAUGGCUUCGUAAAGGUAGCCGAGAAUUGUUUGGUACGAUCAUUGAAGACAAGAUUACAAUUUUGAUUGACACAUCAGCGUCCAUGAACUCGCGACUGUUCUUAGUAAAAGAUAAAUUGUACCAGCUGCUUCAGGAGCAAAUUAAGCACAAACAGAAGUUCAAUCUUAUCAAGUAUGAUUCUCAAGCAAUGGCCUGGCGCAGCAGACUUGUCGACUGCACAGAUCGGAACAUAAACGAUGCUUGGCAGUGGAUAAAAGGACUCACUGUUGGUGGUAGUACGAAUACGUUAGCCGCUCUGAAACUUGCGCUGUCCGAUGAACUCUGUGAAGCAAUAUAUCUGUUGACUGAUGGCAGGCCAGAUCAGCCAGCAAGUACGAUUUUGGCACAGAUACAUUUACGAGAUCCAAUUCCAAUCCACACCAUUUCUUUCAACUGUUCCGAUGGGACGGCAAAUGAAUUUUUGUGUAAAUUAUCGGAAAUGACUAAUGCCAGGUUUCAUUAUUUCUCCGAGAAUGGAAGCGUAGGAGGGGAAUCAGUAAAGGUUUACGAGAGCGAGGAUGUUCGUCUAAUACGCGAAGAAAUGGAACAGGGAACAAGAGAUCUGGAACGGUUAACCAGGUUGCGGGAUUGGUGUGCAAAACUUGAUUGGGUCAGCAGUAAUGUUAGCAAGACUAAAUCUAAUACCCUAGCAACUGUGACGUCCAAAGAUCCUUCCCGGGUUUCAAAACCUCGCGUAGUUAGGAAGAAGAAGAGUGCAAAAGCCGAAACGUCGACCAAGGUUGAAGACAAGAAGCUUCUAAACGAAGACAACUUGCUGUCGUCCGACAACGAGAGCACAGUGAAAUCUGAAUUGAGUGUAAAUGACGAAGAACAGAGCUUGGUAGAAAAAUCCACAAAGGAAGGCGAUGGAGACGUAAAGAAAUCACCCCAACCAGAUAAAAUUAAACGAAAAAAGACCGCCAAGAGAAAAAUUGUACCACACUCGUGUGAUCUAGGGUUGACAACAGUUUCUAAUAUCUCAGCAAAUCGACGAAAAGUGUCCUCUCCAACUGUGAAACCUUCAAAGCCUACGGAACAGCCCAAGUCACAAUGGAUCAGAAACCAUAAAGUUCUGGCAAGGAACAAUGUUGAUGGCUUCUACUACCCAGGUGCACUACGUGUCAAUAUUAAUCCUCGCUACGCCGAUGUUUCGUUUCGUGAUAUUGAGAAUCAAGUUGUGUCAUUACGUCAUAUUAUACCAAACGAAGGAUCACGACCUUGUCCCAGUUUGAAGGUCGGUGAUUUCGUUUUGGUGACGUUAACCCGUAGCGGUCGUCCACUUUGUUAUGUGCCAGGCGUUGUGUACGUUGUUCCAUUAAGACAGUCCAAAGCGACGAAGUUUUACACAAUUAUUCAUUAUAAUGGAUCAAAGGCCACUGCUCUGCGUAAAGAUGUGGUGAAAAUUUCGCAAUCUCGCUAUGCCUUCGCUUGUCGGUAUAUCAAGGAUUGUGAAAUAACUGCUAACAAGAGCCCUGCAAUAGCUGUUUUUAAUAAGAAUGUUUCGAAAUCAAGUAGCAGUUCCUCAGAUGAUGAGAAAAAGGCUAUUAAAAUACCAAACUCCAAGAAGUCUGGCAGCGAGAGUUCUGAUGAUGACAAAAGCACUAAAGACAAUCACGUUGAUGGCAAUAAAAGCGACAAUAAACGAAAGGGCAAAAACGACAGUGAUGACGAUAGUGAUUCUAGUUUGGACGAUAAAAAAGCAUCGCCCCGAACGUCUAAUGAUGAACUAGAGCGAAUAAAGAAAAAACUACUAGAAACCCGCGAGUCUCAAGAAGAGCAGCAAAAGCGGUUCGAGGAGCUGCAGCAGCAGGUUAAGGACGCCAUGUUGGAACAAAACAAACGACAAGAGGAAUUGAAAAGGCAAUAUGAAGAAAUGCUCGAAGGCAAUGGUGACGGCGGGAAAAGUAUGAACGAUAAAGAAUUGGAAGAAGCCAAGAAAAUGCUUGAUGAAAAGCAAGAGGAUAUCAUUAAUGAUUUUAAAAAACAUAAAGAGCUACUCGAACAGCUUCUGCAACAACAAAAAGCGAACUCGGAAGAAGACGACUCUGAAAAACACUCCGGCAAUGAUAAGUCAAAAGGGAAGAAAAAAAAAUGGCGAAAAAAGCGUUCAUCCGAAGGACAUUCAAGUUCAUCAGAAUCCGAUAAAUCAGAUUCAUCUGACGAUGAUUCACCGAAGCAAAACAUGCCAGAACAAGAGCAUGAUGAUAAAACUCCAUCCAAAAUACAUUUCCACGUUAAAUCAGGGAAUAAAGAGGCCUGUCUUUGGACCAAGGGAUCCCACGGAUUGCUAAUUUCACGUGCACCACUUGACGAAGAUCCUGCUGUUGAAAAUCGACCUGUUCCCGCACCGCUACAAAAUGGGGAAGAGGUUUUGGCUCGAUGGUCAGAUGAUGGAUGGUAUUACACAGGAACUGUACGCGAAACUGCUGGUGAGAACUAUCUUGUUGAAGAUAGUGUUGGAAAUAUGGAAGAAAUAUCAAGAGAAAAUAUUAUAAGCGACGAAGACGACGCUGCUAACUCAAUAACGACCAAUGAUGCCGUUAUUGCCCUCCAUCCAAAUUUUUCAUUCAGUUACGCACCAGGUGUCGUAGUUAAUGUGAAUAACGACAUGUUGUUCAGCGUUCGUUUCUACGAUGGUCGCGAGGACGUAAUUCCACGUGAAGAAGUUUACUAUUUGAGUCACGAGAAAUUUUCUGCCGCCGUUGAGUUUAUUGUUCAUUGCGAAGAGAGACUUGUUGGCAUGGCUGUUGUCGCUAGAAACGAUACAGAUGGAUUGUUCUAUUUGGGUCACGUACGCGACCGUGUUGGAAAUGGCCGUCAAUAUGUUGUGCAGUGGCCAGAAGGCGAUACACAAGUGCAGAGCUCCUCUCUCAUAUUUGGUGCCCAUACUAAGCGUCAUCAGCUGGCCAUAGGAGAUAAAGUUUUGGCACUUAGCGAUAAGGCUCAAGGAAUUUAUGAACCUGGAUUAAUAACUGGCGUUAAAGGAAAGAAACUAAGCGUAAAGUUCAACAGGCGCAAAAAGGCCAGUCAAGUUGACCCAUUACAGUGUUUCUGGCUUUCCAGUGAUUAUUAUGAUAGAACUGUAGAAUAUAUUGCACAGUUAAAUGCUUUUAGUAAAGGAGCUCGCAGAUAAUCUGAAUUAAGCAACAUCCAGCAUACUGCAUGAUUGCGACGAAUGCAGUGGCCGUACAGUAAAAUUGUUGAUAAACAUCACAAUGUCUGUCUGACUGAUUAUAUCGGGUCAGAAUCAGCUGCAAAACGCUUACAGCCAAAUACGAAAUACAGAAACAAUAUGCAUGCAAUGUUGCAUUCAAAUAAUUGACCAAUGGCAAUAGUUGAUGUAACGUAGUGUAUAGGUGUAAAUAUUAAAUAUAACGAGAAACAAUGAAAAUAUCAAAUUGAUGUUAU